GACCGGAAUCUGGAGCCACGGCUGCCUAUCGUGGCGCCCAUUUAUCCUGUUGCGACGAAGCGUGACGGUCCCCUCGAUCGCGGGCGAGGCGGACCUCGGGGCAUGAACCACCAACCGGCCGCCUUCACGCCCCUCGAGUCGCUGUUCCUGUUCCAGAGCCUGCUUUCGCAGGGGGUCGACGGCGGGGCGUUUGCGCGCAUCUCGGAGCUGCUCAAGGGGAACCCUCUGAUCAAGAGCGGCGAAACGUACGAUGCCGCGCGUCUGACGCCCGAGGCGCUGCAGCAGCAGUUCCUGGGGCUGCUGCGAGACGAGCUCAAGGGUGAUGCGGAGCGCGCUGAUGGGGGGCAGACAACAACAACAGCAGCGGCGGCUGGGGGAGGAGGGGACGGGACGACGGGGUCGCCUGGGUCGUUGAAGAGGAAGCUGGGGAGCCAGACGGUGCCGACGCUCAAGGAUAUAUACGACAAUAUCGAUGUUCUGCCGGCGAUUAUCGAUCGGCUGUACGCACGGUAUCGAGACCACAUGGUUGGGCUGAUUCGCGAGGACGAACGUAGGCUGGCCGUCUUGCAGCGAGAGAUUCAGCUGCUGGAGCGGAGCGAAAAGGAGCGUCUUGCGAAGGUGGCCGCCAGCCAGAACAUCACGCCGAGUCCGGCUCCACGAGAUCCAAGGACGGCCGCAACGGCAGCGCUGCCCUCGACGACAACAACAGGGGUGCCAUCAGUCGCCGCUCCAUCACCCUUACCACCUACAAACGGAGCUACUCCUUCUCCUUCUCCAGUACAGGUAUCGACGACAGCGCCGCCUCCGGCCAUCAGAAAGGGACCAACUCCGAAUACGCCUGUGCCGCCGCCGAAACCACCCGUUUCUGCCGUUGCAGCGCCCAAGGUCCCAGUACAGAGCCAGCUGGCGCCUGCGGCGACGCCUUCUCGACCGGCUGCCUCACCGAAACCGCCGAAUGCAGCGUCUUCCGUGCUCCAAGCGCCUACCGGGGCUCCAACACCACAGCCAAGCUCCCAAGUGUUGCAGCCGCCGACGCAGCAGCCGCCGAAACAGAGCAUACCGCCCCGGCCAGAGUCUGCUGCACCACAACCACCAGCCGCGCCAGGAGCCGCUCCCGCUCAGGCUGGGUCGCUCAAGUGGGAGAAACCCUAUCAGCCUCCGCCAACGGCGCAGGCUUCUCCGGCUGAGCAGCAAUACUCACCGCCGAUGCUCUCUGCGCCGAACAAUGCCGCUUUGCAGAAGGCUCACUCGCCCGCGCAACAGCAGCAACCUUUACCUUCGCCUGCGCAACAGCAACAGUGGCAACGACAGCCAGUACCUCAUCCGCAACAACACCCACAACAACCAGAGCAUCCACAGCAUCCACAACAACAGCCUACGCAAUAUCCUACACACCCGCCACAAUUACCACAUGCACAGCAGCUGCCCCAGCAGCAGCAGCAGCAGCAACAACAGCCGCGGCCACCCGCUGCAAAGCCUGUUUUGGUUCCCCCUCAGCCUGCCGGCCAGCUGGCUGCCCCUAUACAGCCGGGACCUCCUCGCGCAACCGGACCAGGGGCUACACAGCAAGUUCGUCCGCCAUCGACGACACCCUCGGCCUCGGGCCGUCCUAUUCAACCUCAACAACAACCUCAGCCGCACCCGCAGCAGCAACAGCAGAGCCAGCAGACAACACCACAGCACCAGCACAUACAGAGAGCAGUACAAGCUCAGCCAUCCUUGCUAGCUCAGAAGUUCCAGCACAUCCCGAGAAUCCAGACGCCGCGGCCAAUUGUUUCUGCAAAUUCUCCCAAGGGGUCGCCUUCGGUUACCGCUGCUGGAUCUCCAAUCCUUAAUAAGGGUGCCGCUCCUGUAGCUACCGCAACGCAACGAUGGCAGCCGGGCGCUUCUUCAGCACAGCAAGGAGCUCCUCCUCGGCCAGCUCCAUCUCCGUCACCCGCCAACAAGGACAAGCCGCAUGGCACACCGUAUGGUGCCCAAGCGCCGCGGCCUGCGAUCCCCGAGCACAUGAUCCGGCAGGCGGCUGCUACUCCGGGACCUGUGAGACGACUCAGUCCAGCAUCUCCAGCACCACGGACGCCAGCACCGUCAAGUCCUGUAUCUCUUAAGCGCGGAUUUGGAACCAAGUGGGCAUCUCACUCGACUCCGUCGACUCCUGGUCCGAUUGCAUCAGAGCCGGAGAGUCCGGCUUAUGAACCCGUUAGUCCUCCGCUGCAGCGGCCCACGAUUGCAAAAGACUCUGCAGUCAAAGCGGCUCCUAAGAUGGCCGUGCCAAAGCCAGCUGCCACAGUUGAGGCAACCCCUGUAGCAAAGGCACCUCGAGGUCGACCCCCGCGAUCGGUGCAGAGAAGCCGCGGGCCCAGUGCAACGCCUUCUGCCACGGGAACGCGGCGAAGCCAGUCUGUCAUUAGCCAAACAGAUGAGCUGUCUCUUGAUCACUCCAUGACCAAGGUGAAGAAGGAGGCGGCAACGCCGCGCCUCAGGGAGGAGACUGGCGAUACGACUGCGGAUGAAAGCAUGCCCGGACGGGGCAUGAUGGGUACUCCCAGCAGUAUGACCCGUGCAUCUAAGAGGAAGCGGCAGGAUACUCCUACUGACCUUCAAGGCCCUCCCACGCACGUGUUGUGGACGCGAGGCUUCACAAAGGUGUCCUCGUCGGCCCUCGACCAGAUAUCGAGCCAUCGCGACGCGAACAUGUUUGCGACCGCCCUGCGAGAGAAAGACGCGCCGAACUACCGGCAGAUCGUCCUCCAACCGCAAGACAUUACUUCGAUUCGCUCCGCCAUCAAAGCCGGCAACAAGGCCGCACUGCAGGCGGCGGCGAACUUGCCAGGCGGCGAUCCGGGCACGGCCAGUGUCUGGCUCCCCAUUUCCGACGAUCUCGUUCCUCCCCGAGGAAUAAUCAACAGCGCUCAUCUCGAGCGCGAGCUGGUGCACAUGUUCUGUAAUGCGAUCAUGUACAACCCCGAUCCGGAUCGCGGCCCGGGGCCGGCAUUCAUGAGGAGGUCUCAGAGCGACGAGGAGGAGAUUGUGGGCUACCGACUCGACGAGAACGGGGUGGUGAAGAACACGCAGAGCAUGUUCCUCGAGGUGGAGAAGCUCCUGGGGGACCUGCGGGCGGCGGAGAAGGACCGCGGCAUCCCGCCCAUCUCGACGACGAGGCAGGGCAGCGUGGCGACGCCGGCCGAGGACACGGCCGAGGAGGAGGACGAGCUCGCGGGGGACGGCGACUCGACGUCGGCGUCGGGCACGGGGACGGCCAAGAGGAGGCGCAUCAGCACCAGGAUUUAG
Molecule: messenger RNA, 3291 nt
Organism: Trichoderma citrinoviride
Lineage: Eukaryota; Fungi; Ascomycota; Sordariomycetes; Hypocreales; Hypocreaceae
Exons: 3
Cellular component (GO): NuA4 histone acetyltransferase complex
Molecular function (GO): protein binding
Source: RefSeq, a predicted model, not a curated record